Oldenlandia corymbosa var. corymbosa is the source of this 1047-nucleotide messenger RNA. The record is from the annotation of a GenBank genome assembly. NCBI's taxonomy places the organism in Eukaryota, Viridiplantae, Streptophyta, Magnoliopsida, Gentianales, Rubiaceae.
AGUCACAUAUCGCUCCGCACUCCGCUAUAUAAAUAGCUCCAGUAAUUUAUCUUAGGGUUUUCUCAGCGGCCACAUCUUCGGAGCAAACCAGCGCCGUUUAGGGUUUUAGAGGGAGACGAAGAAGACGAAGAUCGGCAAAAAUGUCAGGAAAGGGAAGCAAACCCAGGAAGGAGGAGGUUGUUACCAGGGAAUACACCAUCAAUCUCCACAAGCGCCUGCACGGAUGCACAUUUAAGAAGAAGGCUCCCAAAGCCAUCAAGGAGAUCAGGAAGUUUGCUCAGAAGAGUAUGGGAACAAAUGAUGUGAGAGUUGAUGUGAAGCUUAACAAAUUCAUUUGGAGCCGUGGAAUUAGAAGUGUGCCAAGAAGAGUCCGUGUGCGCAUUGCUCGUAAGAGAAAUGAUGACGAAGAUGCCAAGGAAGAGUUCUACUCGCUGGUCACUGUAACUGAGGUUCCAGAAGGAUUCUCGGGGUUGGGUACCAAAGUUAUCGAUGAUGAGGAGUGAUGUUACUCAGUUUCUAUCCAAUUGCAAAUUUUGCUGUAUUAUUUAGAUAAGCGUUGUUUUAGUUCAGUUUUGACUCCGUUGUUACUGGAGAUCGACUUCCAAGAAUUAUUAUCAGAUGCUCUGUUUGGUUGUUCAACUUGUAGCUGUCUCCAUAUGUUAAAUUCUCAUGACUUCCUGUUACCCGCUUGCCUGAUAAUUUGGAAAAUUUUUAUUAUGGUUAUGGUUGUGGAGUUUUGUCUUUUGAUGUAGGGGGUUAGAUCUCUUGUGCGGUUUGAGAUAUACCUGGAAUCGUUCCCCAAACUUUGGAUGCCGCAUGUAUCUUUUAUCUUUAACAGUCUAGAUUUGCACUCGGUUCUUCUAGGGUUUGAAUCCUUGUGUAUCUACACUAGUGUGUAAUAUCGAACUGUGAGAAAAUCAGAGCUAGCGGAAUUUGGUGGCGGAUUCGUGUUGGAGCUUUGUACCAUUUGUUUAUUAUCACUGGAAUGAUUGGCCUUCGCAGCUGCAGUAAGAAGGCAAACAAGAAAAACGAAGUUUUGAAAUGAAG